UUGCAAUGGUAAAGUGCAGAAGUGGUCACUCUUAACGAGCGGUUUCGUGCCAAGCAAAGAGAGACGUAGUCGUGGUAUUUUCUAGAAAAGACACCCCAUUUGGCUUUCUUUGCUGUUAAUUUUCUCCUUUCAUCUAUGAGUAAAGCACGACAACAGGUAAGGACUAAAGAGAGUAAGACGAACAAGAGGCAUUUUAACUUUUCUAACGGUCGUACUCAGAAUACUAACUAUUCCAAAGUAAGUCAGGUUUGACUGUUCUCUCUGAUACGUUUUUAUGAAUCUAGGUGCCAGAUACUCUCUGUUAUCUAAAAAGUCGAUAUGUUCGUAUGACGAUGAGUUUAUAAUGCGAGUACAAAUGAUUUGUGAAACCUUGAAAGCAUCGAUUGUGACGUGGCUCUGUUAACGCACACGUUAUAUCUACGUUUGUGAUAUCUUACUCUCGAAUGCAUCGGUCAAACUAUGGCACCAAUCACGGCACCAGUGUGUCUUUUGAGAUUGAAUUUCCAGUACGAGGUGUUGUCAAUCUUGGCUGUUUACUGAUGUGUAGACGCUUACGUUGAAAUAAAAAAAAAAAAGAUGUUCAAAUCCACUAGUAAAAGCACAAAACGGGCAGGCAGUAGUACCUGUACUACUACUACUAUUAAACUAGUACUACUACUACAACCACUGCUACUACUACUACGUACUACUACUAGAAAACCCUUUUUUGGUCAACUUGGAUAAAAACAAAACACUAAGACGAGGCUCCCAACUUAUCCUAGGGCUGUGCAAUUUAUUUUAUCGCACCAAUCAAAUACCUAAAAACAAAUCUGCUAUCGAUCGAUGAUAGGUUGUGUGCUCUUGCGUUGAGAAACCUAUGAUUAAAAAGCGAACCGAAAAACAAUAACACUAAAAACGUCUUUAACGGUUCAGAAAGGUGAGACUUGAGUUUACGUAAUUCUGGGGUUCUAUCACUUUGUAUUACAUUUUGAUACAUUGUAAUCUAUUGUUUUGUCUUUGGUAAUGAAGGAAUUCUGCUGACUUUCCGACAGCCUAUGACACUUUUUGGACCUAAGUGCUUGUGUUAACGGUAAAAGUGUAGAACCCAACCUUUUGAUGCAGGAGAGAUAUGAGUGAACAAACAGAAAGAGAGAAAGGUUUUUAUUCACGUUAAAAAAAAUCAGAAAAAAAAAUACGACCAACCCAUACGGAUACUUUUAUCAUUUGUAUGCAGUCCGAGCAAAGGAUCGAUGGAGUAGCGAAGGUACAGUGUCCAGCAAGAACUCUUUGAGUGUGGACACGCUUAUAGGGAAAGCAAGGAGAUCAUAUACGCUAUCUAUGGCAUGUACUGACGAGGGGCAUCAAGAUAUACCAUAUUGGAAGCAGUGCUGAGAUCAUACAACAUUGUUGUCGAUGCACCCGAUGAGUGCUUAUGGGUCGAUGUGCUAUUGGUACUCUCGUUUUGCCGUUAACUAAGCAACUGCGGAAAGCUAUGGACAACAAAGGACAGUCCUAUGAAACGAUCUUGCAGAAUAGUACAGGCUUCAACAAUCCCAACAACAUUAAAUAUCUUUCCGACUUGAUGGGGCUUGGACAAGAAAAUCACUCGAACAUGGUUGGCUUGAGAGAGAGGUUCCCACCGAAUGAGUAUUCUUCCGAACUGAGGCAAGCCCAAGCCAGUAAGUGGGCCUUCCGGAAUGUUGCUGAAGGGAUCGAUCACUUCAAAGCAGGACGACACUCCGAGGCCUUCCAGUGCCUGAACAAGGCACUCACUGUCGACCCUCGGAAUGUCGAGGGGUUGGUUGCACGAGGUGCCCUAUAUGCAAAUAGUGGCAGCUUCAAGAAGGCCAUCGAUGACUUCGAGACAGCCUUGAAGUUGAAUCAGACUCACGCGAACGCUCGCAAGUACAUGGCAGAGACGUUGGUAGCUUUGGGACGCAGUUACGAAGACGAGAAGAAAUUCGAAGAAGCUCAGAAAGCUUACGAGAAUUGCCUGGCGAUUGCUCCAUUUCAUGAGGAGGCUCGCAACUCCAUCGAGUACAUCAAAACGAAAACUUUGACGGCGACUUUGAACCCUUUGGACACGUUCAAGACCUUCGAGACGGAGACCGACGUCGUGGAGAACAAAAAGGAGAAGAAAAAGCGCAAGAAGGAACGCAAGUCCAGGUCGAAGAAGAGACAGAGGUGGAGCUCGUCGUCGAGCUCGUCGUCGAGCGGGUCUUCGAGCUCGAGCAGCACCGAGUCGAGCAGCUCCUCUUCCUCGGGCAGCUCGAGGUCGGCUUCCAGGUCGCCGAGCAGGAAGCGAAAGCACAAGAAGGACCACCGGGGAUCGCUUUCCCCACUCAGUAAACGCAUGGCACAGUACAACAAUCCACCAGCUGCUGCCUCGGCCGUUCAUGAAACGGCCGUUCCAGUUCCCUAUGCUCUGGGCUCGAGAGACAAAAUGGACGACUACGAAAUUAAAGUCAGGAAGUUCUUAGAGCAGACCAAGGACGACUCCGACUACGAGGAUAAGGUCAGGAAGUUUCUGGAAGAAACCGCUAGAUGGAAGAGGGAGCGCGAGAAGGAGAAGAAGCACUCCGAGAGCGAGAAGAUGAAGAAGAAAAAGAAGAAGGAGAAAAAGACAAAAGAGAAGGACAAAGAGGACAAGAAGAGUCGCAAGAAGAAAAAGAAGGAGGAGCGCAAGAAGCGAAAGAACAAGGACCGGCUCGAGCGGGAUUUGGAAGCCCUAAAGAAGUCCUCGUUGCCCGAUCUGGAGCAGCUCGAGUCGAAGCUGAGCGCUUAUUACGCCAAGGUCGAAAAGGAAACGGCAGUGUUGAAAAGGUAUGUAGCACAGUGUAAUGACAUGCCUUCCCCUCUUAGCAACGCUGAAAAGCUAGCUGAGAGUUCGCGCAGGGAAGAGGAGCUUCGUCGGGAAAGAGAAAGAGACGAGGCGUCGAAAGCGUAUCACGAGCGGGAAGCGAGAUUACCGAUGACUGCUCAGCAACGAAAGGAGAUCCAGAGAAAGCCUCUAACGGACAUAUUCGAGCAGGAGUCCCAGUUAAUACACCCUGAGCCAAAAGUCCCAACCUUGGACACUGCCGCACUCAAUGCUAAAUGGAAAGCUGCGCAAGCUGCCAGGCAAAAAGACGUACACCCGCAGAAAUGGACCGAGAGCCAGAUGCCCGAGAAGAAGAUGCAGAACGUCCUGAGCGAGGAGGACGACGACAACGAGCUCGAGGAAAAAAUCCAACGAGCAGCCCUGGAGAAGUCUCUGAACAUCCGCAAGCAGAUGCAGCGCGAGCUCGCGGAGAAACGCGCGGCGACGCAGCCGAUGGCGACUCCAACGCCUCCGCCCCCGUUGCCGAAGGAAUCCCCGAUCUCCAAGCAAACCGUCCCAGUAAAGUACCCGACCCCGCAGCCGCAGAACAAGUUCCAGUCGUACAAGGAGCAGUCGGUGCCGCAGUCGUCGGGCAGCAGCGGAAAGUUCGCCUCGGGAGGGGGAGGGAGCAACCUGGGUGGGAAGUUCCAGCCGAUCGGCCAGGGCAGCGGAGGUAGUGGAGGAGGUGGAGGCAGCGCGCACCAUCAUCCUCCCGAGCCGCCAGCUCUAAGACCACCGCCGACCAAGUCCCAGGCCAAGGGCCCCAGGACCGACUCCGACAGCGAUACCGAGCGUAUGCACAGGCACACCCCGAAAAAGCGAGUCGACCCGGGUCGGGGAGUAAAUUCCAGUAAACGCGUGAGCAGAGACAGACCGGUCCGCCGGUCGCGCAGCAGAUCUCGCAGCGUCUCGAGCUCGGGAUCCUCGAGGUCGCGGUCCCCGAGGCGCAGCAAGUCCAGGUCCUACUCGAACCGACGAUCCGGGAGCUACGAGAGAAAGUACAGCAGGUCCCCGUCCGGCACCUACAGCAGGUCGAGGUCCAGGUCGCGGUCCAGGUCCUACACGAGGAGUCGCAGCCGCAGCAGGUCCGGCGAUCGCGGCUACUACCGGAAGAGGCAGUUCCGGCCGUACAACAACCGUGGGACGUACUACAAGCCCCGGUUCCAGGGCUUCAACAACCAGAACCACCGCGGCGGCGGCGGGGGCGGGAUGAACUUCCAGAACCGCAACCGCUUCUACAACAACCAGCACAACAACCGCUUCGGGAACCGGCGGGGAGGCGGUGGCUUCAACAACCGGGGCGGAGGAAGGGGCCGCGGCGGUAACCGUGGAGGUAGAUUUUUCCACGGUAAGCAGGGCUUCCGCGAUUUUAGAGAUAGAAGGGACUUUAGAGACCGGCGCGCGGUCUCGCGGGAUCGCUAUAGCGACCGCAGUUACUCGCCCGAUCCCAUGAGGAAGGUCGACGAGGCGAAGGAGAAGAUCAACAAGAUGCUUGAGAACGACCACGGGGACCACCACCGGCCCUCGACUGGGGGCGGUUCCAACGUGCCUCCGAGCAAGCGGCAGGAUGGACCCCUCAGCGAGGGCGAGGAGAGGGACGACGACGACUACGAGAGGUGGGGAGAGGGCGAGGGGGGCGACUCCGCUAACAAGGUUGGUUAGGACUCUUCUGCCUAGGGGAUUCGCUUUGGGCCGUCUCUCUCGGGGAUGAGCCGAGUCUCCUGUCGCUCCCCUGUCGGUGCGCGAGCGGACUUCUGGCCUCUCGCGCGGCCUCUCGUCUGAGACACCCCCCGCUCGCAAAGGUGUCGAUGAUGAUGACGGCGACGACGGUGACGACGACGACGACCAUGAUCCGCAAUCACACGCCCACUACCCCGUCGCGGGCAGCGACCUCAGGAGCCAACUAAAUCCUCCUUUGUUGCCAGAGCGAGGAGGUUGGGCCAACGACCGACGCUAACCUGGAGGGGAGGGAGCGCUUCAUUGAACGUAUGAAGCAGAGAAGCAAGAAUGUUUUAAUCCAGAGGGCCAUUGCCGCCAAGAUCUGGUGAAGAGACCCCACGUUGUUUCCGGGGACACCGCGGACCAGGAAGAGGAGAAGAGGACUCCAUGUCCGAGACCGCCUUUUGUGUCCCCCCUUUUUGUCUCCCUCGAAGUUCGAACUUUCCGGAACGUUCGGGUCCUAAGGUCGCGGGCCCUUGUACGGGACUUUGGCGAUGUUCGUAGUUAAGUUUAGCCUUGGUCAGGAACCUCUCGCGAGUUUCUACCUUUAAGACAUCGGCUGUACCGUACUGAGAAGUCCCAAACGUUCUAUUUGGUUUCUUAUUGCGCGUGUCGGCAUCGUCUUCGUCCUCGUUUGGGCGCCAUUUUGUCGGCAGGGGGCGACACUCCUGCAUGCCCUGUUGAAUUUCACGGUUUACGAUGACGGUGCUCGAGGUUUUAAAAGGGGACCCACGGGAUCUGCGAGGCUGUUCGACGAGGUUUCAUCUACUCGUUGAAAAGGGAUGCAUCUCUUAGAUUUUUACCUAGAGGUGCGUUCUUCGGCAACGAGUUGUCUUGGAUGUUGGAUCUCGUCGAGUCGCAGAUUCUCGAUUAUCCUUUGACGGGUUUUUUAUCACCUUGAGACGCGUUUCGAGUGUUGCUUAAUGCGUUGCUUAUCAGUUUGUAUCCUCGGCUCGCGAGGAACCCGGUAGCUUUAUGAAAAAUUAUACCUAGGGGUUUAUUUCUUAAAAAGAACAUUGUCAGCCGAUACCUACAACUUGCAACAGGGUUUGCUCAUUCCCAGAAAAUGAAUGGCGGAGUUCAUUUUUUUUUUCUCGUCAUUUUGGUACGCCCUGGCGUUGGGUACUGAUCUUCGACUCUUCAAGGUUCCGGACCUUCGAAGGGUUGAUGGAAUUAAUUCGAAAUUUAAAAUCGGCAAGUUGAAGGCGCGGGCUUUUAAAUACCAUUUUGCAUUGUUCUGGUCGAUCAUGGAAUCUGUACUUUUAAGGAUUCUAAGCCUUUUGUAAGCCGAACCGGAAACUACUUGGGCCAUGCGAGGGGACGAAAGUCUCGGCGAAUAUUCCUAGAGAUCGGUUAAAAGCGGAUACGGAGCGACGUAGUUUGUACACAGUUUCGAUCGGUCCUUCGUGAUAAUUACGGGAGAAAAGCGGAGGUUCUUGCGACCUCCGUAUCUUAUUGCGUUAGGGACAGAAUAUGUUAAUACGACCCCGUACGAGCGACGCACCACAUCACUUAUAUAUGUUGUAUGUAAACGAGUUGCUGUACGAUUUCAAGUCGAGGAAAUAUACAUUACGACCAUC
This is a messenger RNA of Orussus abietinus, 6138 nucleotides long. RefSeq names its product tetratricopeptide repeat protein 14 homolog. NCBI's taxonomy places the organism in Eukaryota, Metazoa, Arthropoda, Insecta, Hymenoptera, Orussidae. The record is from RefSeq and is a predicted model, not a curated record. The coding region runs from base 1412 to 4501 and encodes 1029 amino acids. Gene Ontology annotation, molecular function: protein binding. The transcript has 9 exons.